This is a messenger RNA of Tachysurus fulvidraco (yellow catfish), 1113 nucleotides long. Its product is annotated as free fatty acid receptor 4-like. The coding region runs from base 100 to 1113 and encodes 337 amino acids. The record is from RefSeq and is a predicted model, not a curated record. Gene Ontology annotation, molecular function: G protein-coupled receptor activity. Gene Ontology annotation, biological process: G protein-coupled receptor signaling pathway. The transcript has 3 exons. Gene Ontology annotation, cellular component: membrane. Lineage: Eukaryota; Metazoa; Chordata; Actinopteri; Siluriformes; Bagridae.
UACAGUACUAAAAGGAAUGACGCAAGGAGAUUAACUCUACAAAAGAUCCCAGUUCUGCUGACAUAAUCCAUGUGUCACUGAGGGACGACGUUACUCGUAAUGGAACCUACAUCCCAUCUUCCUGGGCAGAACUUCUCCCAUUUCUCCUUCUUCUCCGAGCUGCAUCAUUCAUACUGGUUUGUGCCAGUAAUGGAGACCAUGGUUCUACUGAUCCUCUUUUUAAUUUCAGUGGUUGGCAACAUUGGUGCACUUGUCCUGGUUUUGCAAGAAAGACAACUAGCGAACACAACCAACUUAACCAUGAACCUUUUCCUGGCGGAUCUUUUGUUUGUCAGCACUGUUCCUUUUGUGAUUACUGUGAGGUGGACCAAGGCAUGGAAGCUGGGCUCCGCUGCCUGCAACUUGAUCAUGUACUUCAUCAGCGUGAGUGGUAUUGUUACCAGCACCACACUGGCUGCCAUCAGUAUGGAGAGACUGCUUGCAAUAUUGAAGAUGAAAACUACACACAGUCUAAAUCCCAGAUGGACACAAGGAGUGAUAUUUCUUAUCUGGUUCAUUUCUGCUAUUGCAAUGUUACCUCUGUCACUGUUCUCCAGUGUGAUAACAGCCAUCUCCCCACAACAGGGAGAAAUGACCAUAUGCGCUCUUAUAUGGCCGAAUUUAAAGGUCGAGAUUUUGUGGUAUGCCAUCUUCCUUGCAUUAGGCUUCCUGGUACCGGGUUUUAGCAUUGUUCUCAGUUACACCCAAAUCUUACAGAUCAAGCGGCGUUCCAAAAGAAGACUUCACAUGACCACAUCACAAAGACAAGCACAGUCAAGCACAGUGUCUAAACAGGACUACAAACUUUUCCGUACACUCCUUAUUCUCAUGAUAUCUUUCUUCAUCAUGUGGAGUCCCAUCUAUAUCUUCACCUUUCUCAUUCUCAUACACAACACCCAAGUCCAUCUUCCUAUUACCUCCUCUAUGUUUGUCUGGGUGCUGACAUUCACCAUGGCCAACUCAGCCCUGAAUCCUGUCCUCUACAGCCUUUGCCAGCUGAGGCACAGAUGGCAAAGGCUUUUUUGUGCCACAGCGAUCACCAGGUCAAAGAGCUGUUACUCAGUAGGGAAAUAA